AUGGCUCGAGCUACACAUAUACUUGGACUUGGGACGAUUAUCCUUGGAAAAACUACCGCUUCCGGUUAUGCGGCUGGUGUGACAUCUACUCCAAGCGUGGCAUCGGAAGUCACAUCUAAAGCAUCAAGUUGGGUAGCAUCUUCAGCUCCUGCAGCAUAUACAGCUCCAGCAGCAGAGGGCUCUGCUGUGACCGUUACCAAGACUGUGACUGGAGAUUGCGGUGCUUCUGUUGGAUCUGAAGUAGCUAGUUCAACUUCAUCAAAUUCUAUGUGGUGGCCUCCAGCAUCAGAAACAGCUGCCUCUGGUGUAGCUUCAUCUACUCAUGCAUAUACAUCCUUAGCUUCCAGCUGGACCAGUGCCGCAGCAUGGGGAACGGGAGCCAAGACCUCCUCUAAAUACACAUGGGGAACCGCUGUAACGUCGGCCCCCAUUGUUCCAACAUAUGCCUCCGACAUAACCUCCCACACUACCAUCCACAUUACCUCUGAUCAAUCAGUCACUCUCACAACUUACUCCACCUCCACCGUCCAAACCAAGACCAGUGGGUCUACAGUAUGGACCACUACGACCGGAUGGCUCACCGUUGUGACAUGCGAUGCCUCUACUGGCAGCGCAUACGCCACCGGUUACGAGAUCCGGUUAUUCAGCAGGCACAGGCUACUAUGGAACCGGGACUUUAGUCGGCCCUUACAACAACUCGACAAAAUAAAAACAGGAACUGCAGCUUUAGAAUCUUCAGCCAUAACCACUGCGGGUGCCUAUGAUACCUCCGUCUUAUCAUUCAGUACUGCGACCCCUACUUCGGGAAGUACUUCCAAAUCGACACUUUAUAUCAAUCCACCUUCCAGCACGGGAAUAGCAAGUGACGCUACGGGAAUCAACGGGACAACGGGAGCGCAACAAACUACCAUUUCGGCGGAUUCAGAUAAAGUGAGGAUUUCAUUUGUGGUAUUGGGAGUGGUGUGUUUAACAAACUUGUUCUUGUUUUAA
This is a messenger RNA of Botrytis sinoallii, 990 nucleotides long. RefSeq lists its product as uncharacterized. The coding region runs from base 1 to 990 and encodes 329 amino acids. The transcript has 3 exons. Lineage: Eukaryota; Fungi; Ascomycota; Leotiomycetes; Helotiales; Sclerotiniaceae. The record is from RefSeq and is a predicted model, not a curated record.